Hippopotamus amphibius kiboko is the source of this 2903-nucleotide messenger RNA. RefSeq names its product zinc finger protein, FOG family member 2 (gene ZFPM2). Gene Ontology annotation, biological process: heart development; positive regulation of transcription by RNA polymerase II; cell differentiation. Gene Ontology annotation, cellular component: nucleus. Gene Ontology annotation, molecular function: RNA polymerase II-specific DNA-binding transcription factor binding. The coding region runs from base 16 to 2838 and encodes 940 amino acids. The transcript has 3 exons. NCBI's taxonomy places the organism in Eukaryota, Metazoa, Chordata, Mammalia, Artiodactyla, Hippopotamidae. The record is from RefSeq and is a predicted model, not a curated record.
CAAGCUGCCAGUCAGAUGACUCUUACAGAAGGGAUGUACCCUGCACGCCUGCUGGACUCAAUUCAGCUGCUUCCUCAGCAAGCUGCCAUGGCUUCUAUUUUGCCUACAGCUAUUGUCAAUAAGGAUAUAUUCCCUUGCAAGUCCUGCGGCAUCUGGUAUCGGAGCGAGCGGAAUCUGCAAGCCCAUUUGAUGUACUACUGCAGCGGGAGGCAAAGAGAAGCUGCUGCAGUGGCAGAGGAAAACGAAGACAGCGCUCCUCAGAUUUCCAGUCUGUGCCCCUUCCCACAAUGCACCAAGAGCUUUUCAAAUGCCCGAGCUCUAGAAAUGCACCUGAACUCACACAGUGGAGUGAAAAUGGAAGAAUUCCUCCCCCCUGGUGCUAGUCUAAAAUGCACCGUCUGUAGCUACACUGCUGAUUCUGUGAUCAACUUUCACCAACACCUGUUCUCGCAUCUCACUCAAGCUGCCUUCCGAUGCAAUCACUGCCACUUUGGCUUCCAGACUCAGAGGGAGUUAUUGCAGCACCAGGAGCUCCAUGUCCCUGGCAGCAAACUACCCAGAGAAAAUGACAUGGAACACUCUCCAAGUGGAACUGAAGACAGCUUACCGCCAGCCACAGACUUGCUGAUCAGAAGCGAACUCCCCCAGGGCCAGAAGGCCAUGCAGACUAAAGAUGCGAGCUCUGACACAGAGCUGGACAAGUGUGAGAAAAAGACUCAGCUCUUUCUCACGAACCAGAGACCUGAAAUUCAGCCCACAACAAAUAAACAAAGCUUUUCUUACACGAAAAUAAAGUCUGAGCCCUCUAGUCCAAGACUUGCCUCAUCUCCAGUUCAGCCUAAUAUCGGGCCUUCUUUCCCCGUGGGACCCUUUCUAUCUCAGUUUGCUUUUCCCCAGGAUAUCACAAUGGUCCCGCAAGCUUCAGAGAUCUUAGCCAAGAUGUCUGAACUGGUACAUCGGCGACUGAGGCACGGAAGUAGUAGCUACCCUCCUGUCAUUUACAGCCCCUUGAUGCCCAAAGGGGCUACCUGUUUUGAGUGUAACAUAACCUUCAAUAAUUUGGAUAAUUACCUAGUGCACAAAAAACAUUACUGCAGCAGCCGAUGGCAGCAGAUGGCCAAGUCCCCAGAGUUCCCUGGUGUUUCAGAAAAGAUGCCUGAGGCUGUGAGUCCCAACACAGGCCAGACCUCCAUAAACCUUCUCAAUCCAGCCGCUCAUUCUGCUGAUCCUGAGAAUCCGCUUCUUCCAACACCCUGCAUCAAUUCUUCCACUGUUUUAGAUCUAAUUGGACCAAAUGGGAAGGGCCACGACAAGGACUUUUCCACUCAAGCUAAGAAGCUCUCCGCUCCCAACAGCAACGAUGAUAAAAUUAACGGAAAACCUGUUGAUGUGAAAAAUCCCAGUGUCCCCUUAGUGGACGGGGAAAGUGACCCAAAUAAGACUACCUGUGAAGCUUGCAACAUUACUUUCAGCCGGCACGAAACAUACAUGGUCCACAAACAGUAUUAUUGUGCUACGCGCCACGACCCUCCGCUGAAGAGGUCCGCUUCCAGCAAAGUGCCUGCCAUGCAGAGAACCAUGCGCACGCGCAAGCGCAGGAAGAUGUAUGAGAUGUGCAUGCCUGAACAGGAGCAAAGGCCGCCACUCGUCCAGCAGCGGUUUCUCGACGUAGCCAACCUCAGCAAUCCUUGUACCUCCUCUCAAGAACCCGCGGAAGGGCUGGGAGAGUGCUACCACCCAAGAUGUGAUAUCUUUCCGGGAAUUGUCUCAAAGCACUUGGAAACUUCCCUGACCAUCAACAAGUGUGUUCCGGUUUCCAAAUGUGACACUGCUCAUGCCAGUGUUUCCUGCCUGGAGAUGGAUGUGCCCAUAGAUCUCAGCAAAAAGUGUUUAUCCCACGCCGAGCGGACGACCGCGUCUCCCAAAAGGCUGCUGGACUACCACGAGUGCACUGUGUGCAAGAUCAGUUUCAACAAGGUAGAAAACUACCUGGCCCACAAGCAGAAUUUCUGCCCGGUCACUGCACAUCAGCGUAAUGACCUGGCGCCGCUCGACAGUAAAGUGUUUCCGAAUCCAGAAAGCGAACGAAACAGCCCCGAUGUCAGCUAUGAAAGAAGCAUCAUAAAAUGUGAGAAAAAUGGGAAUCUGAAGCAGCCCUCCCCCAAUGGAAACUUAUUUUCAUCCCACUUAGCUACUCUGCAGGGCCUGAAAGUCUUCAGUGAAGCGGCUCAGCUCAUCGCGACAAAAGAAGAAAACAAACAUUUGUUUCUUCCACAAUGCCUGUACCCUGGAGCAAUAAAGAAGGCAAAAGGAGCCGACCAGCUUUCUCCUUAUUAUGGAAUAAAGCCAAGUGAUUAUAUUUCUGGUUCUCUUGUCAUCCAUAACGCCGACGUGGAGCCGAGCACAAACGCGGAAAGUGACUCUCCCAAAGGCCAGACUUCUUCCAACGGGUGCGCUGUGCCGAAGAAAGAUUCCCUGCCGUUGUUGCCCAAGAAUCGAGGCAUGGUCAUAGUGAAUGGUGGACUGAAGCAAGACGAGCGCCCUGCCGCCAACCCACAGCAAGAGAACAUCGGCCAGAACCCUCAACAUGAAGACAGCCGCAAGUCACCCUCCUGGAUCUCCGAGAACCCGUUAGCCGCGAACGAGAACGUCUCCCCAGGAAUUCCCUCCGCAGAGGACCAGUUGUCUAGUAUAGCUAAAGGUGUGAAUGGCUCUACCCAGGCUCCAACCAGUGGCAAAUACUGCCGGCUGUGUGACAUCCAGUUCAACAACCUCUCAAACUUUAUAACUCACAAGAAGUUUUAUUGUUCAUCACAUGCCGCGGAACAUGUCAAAUGAAAUCACAAAGUAAAUAAACAUGAGUCACCUUUGGUACCAGUGUUUAGUAUGUUGGUCUACCCAGU